GAAAAUUCUGUAUCAUUUCCUGUAUCAGUCAUUUGACAUUAUAUAACUGUUGUCUAUCACAUAAGGACUAGGAAGCUAAUGAUUUGUAAAUGUAUCCCAAUACGCGAUGGUUAUUUUCUUCUUUUAGAGAUUUCUGCUCCAGGCAGAUCUUCUUCCAAUGUGAACGGUGGACCUGAACUUGACCGUUGCCUGAGUCCUGAAGGUGUAAAUGGGAACAGGUGCUCUGAGUCAUUCACCCUCCUGGAGAAAUACAGAAUCGGGAAGGUCAUCGGAGAUGGCAACUUUGCGGUAGUUAAAGAGUGUGUGGACAGGUCUACUGGAAAGGAGUUUGCAUUAAAGAUUAUAGACAAAGCCAAAUGCUGUGGAAAGGUCAGUAUGUACAACUGCUACGUGGGUUCUCGGAGCGGGAGGUAUUCAGGCGGGGACUUGAGACCUUUGUUGCAGGAGAUUGACUCUCAGUAA
Peromyscus leucopus (white-footed mouse) is the source of this 462-nucleotide messenger RNA. Its product is annotated as serine/threonine-protein kinase DCLK2-like. NCBI's taxonomy places the organism in Eukaryota, Metazoa, Chordata, Mammalia, Rodentia, Cricetidae. Gene Ontology annotation, biological process: protein phosphorylation. The coding region runs from base 79 to 462 and encodes 127 amino acids. The transcript is spliced from 3 exons. The record is from RefSeq and is a predicted model, not a curated record. Gene Ontology annotation, molecular function: ATP binding; protein kinase activity.